UCUUCUACUACACGUUGACUGGCACCGUCUAAAUCAGCCUUUAAGUGUCAUUUCUUUUUCAAGUAAUAAUUUCCAGUCAUAAACAUCGUUCUGUUUAUCUAUCGUUAUCGUAGGCCUAGAAGGCCAAAAAUACUCAAGUUUUUAAUUUCGUAUUAAAAGUCAUGGGAAAUAAACAUGUCAAACAACACCUUGAAACGGCACAGAAAACUGGAGUGCUGAAAAUAUCGCAAUUGAGGCUUAAUGAGUUUCCAUCAGCUUUGAAAACAUUUCCUAAUGUACUGAAAACAUUGGAUUUGUCCGAAAACCGUUUUAUCGAAAUAUCGGACGAGAUUGGCAGGUUCACUGCAUUGAAGCAUUUGAAUGUUAGCGGAAAUAGGCUGACUUUAUUGCCGGAAGUACUAGGUGCAUUAUUGAAGCUGGAAACGAUCAAUGCCAUGAAUAAUAUGAUUGAAAGAAUACCCAUCAGUGUUAGUCAAUGCAAAAAUUUGAAACAAGUAAAUCUUAGUAACAAUCAAAUAGUAGAGUUCCCCACAAUGGUUUGUGGAUUAAAACAUUUGGAUAUACUGGACGUGUCACGAAAUAAAAUACGGACCAUACCUCCAGAGGUCGGAACGUUACACGCAACAGAGUUGAAUGUUAAUCAGAAUCAAAUUUCGGAUAUUUCGGAAAACAUUGCCAUUUGCCCUAGGCUUAAAACGCUUCGAAUAGAAGAAAAUUGCUUGCAAUUGAGCACAGUUCUAUCUAAAAUACUGAAGGACUCGCAAAUAUGCAACCUGUCUGUGGAUGGCAAUCUAUUUAAUUCGAAGGCAUUCUCUGAACUUGACGGAUAUGACGAAUACAUGGAACGGUACACAGCUGCUCGGAAAAAAAUAUUUUGAGGAUUAUGUUAAAUAAAAACAUUAUGAAACAAUCUUGCAUAGCUAACUUCAAUAUCGUUUUGUUUUCAAUUAACAAAUUGGUGUGUUGCACCUCUGUUCUGAGCUACUUUCGUGAAUACACAAUGAAUAAUUUUCGAAGAAAAGUGCUGUUUGUUAAAUAUGAAUAAUCUAUUCAUAUUUGUAUAUGUGUAAUUUAUUUUAAUACAUGAAUAAAAUUU
This is a messenger RNA of Toxorhynchites rutilus septentrionalis, 1096 nucleotides long. Its product is annotated as leucine-rich repeat-containing protein 57. The transcript has 2 exons. Gene Ontology annotation, molecular function: protein binding. NCBI's taxonomy places the organism in Eukaryota, Metazoa, Arthropoda, Insecta, Diptera, Culicidae. The record is from RefSeq and is a predicted model, not a curated record. Bases 162 to 878 code for a protein of 238 amino acids.